CACCGUGGGAGCCACUCCACUUCACUUUAUUAAACCCGUUCGACGACGAUAAACUGAACGACAUUGCGGUCCUUCUUUCUGAGUUCUACGAAACGACGUCGUUGAUGCCCUCUCAAGUUUCACAGUUGGCAAUUGCUGUCAGUUAAAUUAGAACCUCCCUAAAGCCGAGCGCUCCAGCUUCUUCCUCCCGCUCACUAAUGGCUGUAACUUCUCUUUUUUAGGGUUUCAAUUUGUCUGUGCUAAAUUGAUUUUCGAGCUUUGCACUUCGGUUUUGAAUUUCAUUCUCUUUAUGUCUUCCACACCAAUGUCUAAUUACAGCUCGCUUCCUUCAACCUCCUAUACCGCUGGUUCUUACUUCAGUGCACGCGUCAAGACCACAGCUCAAUCCAUUUUCACCAAGCGCCGCCCAUGGGAGGAGGUCUUCGCUCUUUACUCCUUCAAUCGUCCUUUCACCUUUGGAGAAGCCACCAUGCGCAUAAAGCGCAACCUCAGUCACUUCCGCGUCAAUUACGCCCUUAUUGUUCUCGUAAUUCUCUUCCUUAGUCUUCUCUGGCACCCGAUAUCGAUGAUUGUCUUCUUGGCAGUAUUUGUCGCCUGGUUCUUCCUCUACUUCUUUCGGGACGAACCAGUGAUGGUUUUCAAUCGCCAAAUUGAUGAUCGGGUGAUUAUGCUUGCGCUUGGGUUGGUGACCAUUGUGGCCUUGAUUCUCACUGGCGUCUGGUUGAAUGUCCUGGUUUCUAUUUUGAUUGGGGCAGCAGUUGUUGGAUUGCACGCGGCGUUGAGGAGUACAGAAGAUUUGUAUGUGGAUGAGCAAGAGGCCUCCGAUGGAGGGCUCCUCUCAGUUGUAGGUAGCCCCCCCAAGCGAACAGGAUACACCAGGGUUUAGGUUUUUCUUUUCUUUUUUUCAGUUGUGGGUUCGCUGGAUUGGGGAGCUUCACGAUUUAAAUAGGAUAAAGUGUUGUGCAAUCCUGCUGGCACGAGUGAUAAAAACUUGCUAUCGUUGUUUUUCAUAUAGUUGUCUGGAUAGGGUAACCGUUUUGCAGUUUGAGUUCCAAAGCAAUGUGUACCUUGAUUUGAGAGGUUUGUUUUUGUGAUAGAAUCAAUCAUCUCUUCUUUUUAUUACUCAUUCA
Molecule: messenger RNA, 1130 nt
Organism: Prosopis cineraria
Lineage: Eukaryota; Viridiplantae; Streptophyta; Magnoliopsida; Fabales; Fabaceae
Product: PRA1 family protein E-like
Exons: 1
Coding region: 290-886 (198 amino acids)
Biological process (GO): vesicle-mediated transport
Cellular component (GO): Golgi apparatus; endoplasmic reticulum
Source: RefSeq, a predicted model, not a curated record